Messenger RNA from Elaeis guineensis (African oil palm), 854 nucleotides. The record is from RefSeq and is a predicted model, not a curated record. Lineage: Eukaryota; Viridiplantae; Streptophyta; Magnoliopsida; Arecales; Arecaceae.
UGACUCCUCUCUCCCAAGAAAAUUCUCUCCUUUUCUCUUCUCUCUCUCUCUCUCUCUCUCUCUCUAUCUGGGUUUUUGGUGAGGAGAUGGGGAGGCGGAGGGGGGCGAGAGGGCCGGUGAACGUUAUGUUCGGAUGGGUCCGGCGGCAGUCGGUGAGGGUGAAGGUGUUUCUCGGCGCGGUGGCGGCCAUCCUGGCCCUUGUGACCUUGAAAAAACUCGUCCGUAACUACAACCAUUUCUUCAUCGCCGCCGAGGCCGUCCACGCCGCCGGCAUCCUGGUCCUCAUCUACAAGCUCACCACCAAAAAGACCUGCUCUGGUCUUUCAUUGAAAUCGCAAGAGUUAACUGCGACAUUCCUAGCUGUACGGCUAUAUUGCAGUUUCGUCAUUGAAAUGGACAUUCAUACAGUUCUUGAUUUUGCAACACUUGUCCCAACUCUUUGGGUUAUAUAUAUGAUACGAUUUAGACUGAAGUCAAGCUACAUUAAAGAAUUAGACAGCAUGCCAAGAUAUUAUUUGGUGGUUCCUUGUGCUGUGCUAGCAAUUCUCGUCCAUCCCUGGCUCCACGAAUUCCAAUUCAAUAGAAUUUGUUGGGCCUUCUGUGUGUAUUUGGAAUCUGUAUCAGUGCUUCCUCAGCUCAGGCUAAUGCAAAAUGCUAAGAUGGUUGAACCCUUCACAGCUCAUUAUGUAUUUGCUUUGGGAGUUUCAAGAUUCUUGGGCUGUGCAUAUUGGAUAAUUCAGGUGACUUUUUUCAACUUUCAAUUUGUUGCUAUUCAAUUCAAUAUUGAUGUCCAUAAGACGCAGCCUACAACACUUAAAUAUGUCAUGGAAGUAGUGUAGAUUAAAUCACUUUUG